AUGGUAGAGAGCUUGAUAGAGGCGGGUUUUCUACAACAGCAAGAGAGACAUGCUGCCAUAUCUCGUCUGCUUCUAGAAGGAUUAGAACGGAGACGCUCACAGAACUUGCGAGCUUUACAGGUCUCASGAGCCACAAACACCAGGGUAAAUGGGGGCAAUACCUUGUCUGCCAGCCAACCACAACCACAACAGCAACCACAACAGCAACCACAACAACAGCAGCAGCAACAGCCACAGCAACCACAGCAGGUGGGUCCAACAGCUUCUCAGGUUCCUGAGGGUCCUGUCGAAUUUUCCGACUCAGAAGACGAAUCAGACUACGAGGAUGGGUCUGAUGUUGAUGGCGAGUCCGAUUCUGACACCUCUAAGUCUGCAACUACCCCUAAAGCCACCAAUGCCAAGGAACAGUCAGAGACUAGAAAGUUCGGGGAAUCCGAGGAGUCGUUCUGCUUGAUCAAAGAUCUCAACAAGCGUCGCGCCAGGCCCAAUCAGCCGUCCGCUCCUCAGGCACCAUUCUCUUUUGGCGAGACCAGUGGUGCCACCGCAGCUUCUUCAAGCUCUACAGCUUCCAAUGGCUUCUCAUUCGGCCAGUCUCAGAGCUUUCCUGCGCCGAGUGCUUCAGGUGCCACUCAGAACGCCGCCCAGUCUCUUUCUUUUGGUGCUGGGGCUCCUGCUUCUUUCAAUUUUGGAGGGUUCGGUGCGACUCCUGCCAGCAACCCAUUCGCCAAUUUGAACGGCGGAAACACACAAACUCAAACCCAAACUCAAGCAUCCAACGUUUUUGGUGCUCAAAGCUCGACUCAGCCCGCACAACCCUCAGGUCAGGGUAUUUUUGGUCAGAGCUCGAACACAGCUUUCCAGACUCAACCAGCAAGCACUGGCGCCAACCCAUUCGCACAGUCUACUGCUACAGCACCCGCUUCUCCUUCACCUUUCCAGACGCAGCCUGCCUCGACUGGCUCAUCCUUGUUUGGACAAACAAAGCCAGCGAGCACUGGUGCCAACCUUUUUGGACAGGCUUCUUCUGCUGCUCCUGCAUCCACUUCUACAGCAACCACUACUGCUCCUGGCUCACUCUUUGGCCAGCAAUCCGCUUCUGCUGUUCCUAGUGCCCCGCUUUUCCAGUCGAAGCCUGCAACAACUGCGGGCUCAAGUCUCUUUGGUCAGAAUCCCCCGGCAACUUCCACAGGCACUAUGAACAUGUUCGGUCAGUCAGUUGGUGCUUCAUCUGCCGGUGCUACUUCUGCAACUGCUACAAGCGGCCCUGCAAACUUGUUCGGACAAACACCUUCAGUCGCUGGAUCACCAUUGUUCCAGCCCAAACCAGCCACGACUGGGACAACAAAUAUGUUUGGUCAGACCGAUACUGCCUCAAGUCCUGGUGCAUCUUUGUUUGGACAAUCUGCCGCUGCUCCAUCUACACCAAACAAGGCCAGUGCCUCUUUGUUUGGGAACGCACCGACAACUGCGUCCAACCCUUUCAACUUUGGGCAGACUACUUCUACGACGCAGAAACCUCUUUUCAACGUCAAUAGCGAUACUGACGACAUGAGCACUUCCCCCGACGGUAAACGCAAAGUUAGCGAACAACCUUCGGCUCCUUUGAACAUAUUUGGCCAAAAGCCUGCGCAAACGUCCACCCCAUCUGAGAAUAGUCGACCAGCAUCUUCGCUUUUUGGCGCUCCGACUAUAUCAGCGACUGCCAACCCUCCGUCGCCUAGCCUGAGUACUUCUAGUAACAUCUUUGGCCAACAACAGUCAAGAUCGGUUUCACCUGCACCAAACGGUGUUACAACAGCACCUAGUUCCGUAUUCGCACCUACCACCACUGCCUCAGCACCGUCAAAUCCGUUUGGAUCGUUGUUUGCAGGUAGUUCCAAAUCCAAAACGACUGAGACAUCUCCAGCAUCAGCUACAUCAGUCUCUGCUGCUGCGCCAGCUCAAUCAUUUUUUGCGGCAACCUCUAAACCAGCAACAACCACAACACCAGCGACAACUGCUCCCGCAGCCACAUCCACAACUCAGUCGCUUUUCGCCGCAGCCUCUCAGCCAGCUCAAGCCAAGCCACUGUUUGCACCUCAGUCGUCCCCUGAUAAAAGACUUGGAGGCGCAAUCAUGGAUCAAGCUAUCUCUAAAAAGGCAGGCGUAGCUCAGGCGCCUGCUGAAGCGUCUCUUGAAAGUGACAAGAGGGCUCAGAUCAUCGACCUGAACCGUGGUUUCAAGGAGCACCUUGCUUCCUACGACCCUGAAACCCAGAGCUUGGACAGUAUUAUUAUCUAUUACAUCAAGAUGAGAAAGGUGAUCGGUGCACCAGUUGGGUCACUUACGAACAAGCCUGGUAAACGCAAGCUUGAUGACACGCACGGAAUUGAAUCGCCUGUUCAACGACCCACUGCAAAGAAGUCAAAGGCUCAAGAGGCCACCCCAGAGCCUGAACUUCCCUCUGUUCGACAUUCGACUGCCGAUAAGCGAAAGUCGUCAGAAGACCUUGAUGAUAGCCCGAAUGGUAAACGCAGGGCUCAACCAUAUGUGCGUCCUACAACUCAGGGAGCAGGCAAAUCAGAGACAGCCAGCAUCUUUGCAAGUUCAUUUUCGGCACCCAAAGCUGCAGCMCCAGCCAGUACAGCUUCUUCCAGCUCUAAUUUGUUUAGCGUCGGAUCCACUGCAUCGCCCGCCAAAGAAACUCUCCGCGCAGCAUCUCCCCAGAAGGAAGAACCUGCUGCAAAGCCUGCAUUUGAAAUUCCCAAAUUUGGCAAUCAGAACUUCGCCGGCCAGUUCGGCAAGGGCAGUUUCCAGGCAUCUUCUGAAGCUCCUGCGGUCAAGCUUGACCUUCCUAAGUUUCAGGUUUCUGGACAAAGCUUCAUGAACCAGUUUGGUCAACAGGCCAAAGGCGAUGAUGACGAUACCACCGAUGAAGACAGUGACUCCGAUGCAGAGCCUGUUGUAGAGAAGAAGGUAGAGAAGAAGGUUGAAAAACCAAGCUCUGCGCAACCCCAGCCCAACUUCUUCUCCGGGUCCGUCUUCGACAGCAAGCCCGGAACGCCUUCGAUUGGAACAAACAACAUUUUUGGUCAUUUGAACACUUCUACUGCAACCUCGGAUGCUGCAGAAUCCUCUGAUGAUGACUUGACAGAGCAACUACAAAAGCGCGCCAAGAAGAGCCAGCCUGACGCUGAGACUGAACCAAAGGCAGCAAGCAGUCUGUUUGGUCGCAUCACUAGACCUGAUGGAACGCCAGUCAACCUCAGCUCGGAUGAAGAAAAGGCAGAGACCCCCAAACCGAAACCACUCUUUGGACAAUCUACCUCAAGUCCGUUCCUCGCUGCUCCCAACAAUACACCUCUGUUUAGCUCGACAUCUACACCCAAAUCGUCCUCUAAUAUCUUUGGAGGAUCUUCGACACCUUCAACAACAUUCAAUCCUUUCUCCUCCAACCUCAACCCAGCUGCCCAAUUUCUUGCUAAGGAGGGAACGGCCACUGCUAGCGUCACAUCCGACUCAAAUGCAGAAGAUACCGACACGGAGACCGUUAAGGACACACAGCUCAAUCUGUUGACUAAUGCCGGCGAAGAAGAUGAAGACUGCUUGUACGAAGUCCGUUGUAAAGGCCUGAAAAUGGUUGAAAAGGUGGGCGACAGCGGGAAAAUCGAGAAGGUCUGGGAAGUCCAAGGACUUGGUCCACUUCGUGUUCUUGUGAACCGAGAAACAAAACGCGCUCGUCUCCUGCUACGUGCGGAUCCCAGUGGAAAAGCUGUUCUUAACACAUCCAUUAAUCGCUCCAUUGACUACAAGGUCCAACCUGGUAGCUGCAGUUUCCUAGCGCCCCGUACGGAUGGCUCAGGUUUUGAUUCCUGGGCCCUUCGUUUUAGAAAAGAAUGGACUGCGGAAUUCGAGAAUGCAGUGAAGACGGCUAAAGCGGGUUUGCCUAACUAA
Talaromyces amestolkiae is the source of this 3933-nucleotide messenger RNA. RefSeq lists its product as uncharacterized. NCBI's taxonomy places the organism in Eukaryota, Fungi, Ascomycota, Eurotiomycetes, Eurotiales, Trichocomaceae. Gene Ontology annotation, biological process: intracellular transport. The transcript has 5 exons. The record is from RefSeq and is a predicted model, not a curated record. Bases 1 to 3933 code for a protein of 1310 amino acids.